Messenger RNA from Linum tenue, 1608 nucleotides. NCBI's taxonomy places the organism in Eukaryota, Viridiplantae, Streptophyta, Magnoliopsida, Malpighiales, Linaceae. The record is from the annotation of a GenBank genome assembly.
GAAGGUAGCGGUGGUAAAAUUUCCCCUAGUAGAUGCUGCAGAAACCUGACACCCAAAAUCCUUCCUUUAACCUUUCUUUGCAAAGAGAAAGAGAAAGCAAGCUGCUCCUCAACUGAACCAGGCAGCCUGCUAGAAAACCAACCUCUCUCUAGCAAGUUUUCUCCUUCUCCUUUCCCUUCCUCAAACCCUACAGAGCAACAAGUGUUUCUCCUCCCGAGUUUGAGAUCUCUUGCUGUUUGAAAACCAACCUCAAGCAUGGCAUAUUUCCUCAAGCAUCUCACUGAGGAGAUAAUGGCACUCAAGAAACUGCUGAUUCCACCGGAGUUUAUUAGUAACUGUGGGAGGGUAAAUCUGACCAACCCGGUAGUUCUGGAACCAACUGUUGGAGAUCCACCAGAGGUGGAGUUGGAGCUCUACGAGGAUGCCAGGGGUUUUUGGCUGAGAAAUGGCUGGCAGGAGUUUGCAGAUCGAUAUUCUCUCACUCAUGGCAACUAUCUGCUGUUCGAGUACAAAAGCUUCUCCAGGUUCAAGCUUGUGAUGUUUGGUGCAAACGGGGUGGACGUGAUGUGUCCAGCUUCUAGCUUCCACAAUGUGGGUUCGAAUCGAAAUAACCAGGAGUUUCCAGAGGCUGAGCGGGAAGAAGAGAUCAGGGGCUCACCUGUGGCUGGAGAUGGUGGGAGGCAGCCAGCCCGGCCUCGGUCUGCAGAGAAUGCCAAGCAGAAAACUUUCAUGGCUACUAGGAAGGGGAGAACUGCUGAUGGUGGACAGAGGGGUAAGAGGAGCCAGUUUGGUAGGGAUAGGGCUGAGACCUCACACAUUCCAGCCAUGGCUGAACAUGCUGAAGGAAUGCCAAAGCCAGGGAGGGUAAAUACCUCCACAAGCUCGGUCAGUCCAAGCUUCUUCAUUACCAUAAAUCCAAAUCACAUGAAGAAUCAUUUAGUGGUAGGCUCGCUCAUUUGCCAUCGACCCAAUUCACAUUUCCCUUUUCUUCUUUCAAGCAGGCUUCGCUCAAGAAAAAUUGAUUUCUCCAUUUUUUUUUUCUCUCACUAAAUAUGCAAUAUCUGCCGACUGAUUUCGUGUUCAAACACAUGAAGCUUGAGAAUAGCACUGUGAUGGUUUAUAGUGAUGAUGGGACGGGCGCAUGGCUCUUGUCCUUUGUCUUCAAACAACGAAGUAAAAGCGAACGUGGACGAGGCAUAUUCUGUGGCGGUUGGUCAGCGUUCUGCGAGGACAACUCUCUGAAAUCAGGGGAUAUCUGCCGAUUCAAGCUCAUCUCCCGUGAUGAGAUGGAAGUGACGAUUGAGAGGAAUUGAGUUAGCUUUUCGAACCUCUAGAAUGAAAGCUUUGGUUGUGUUGUGUGUCACCCUUUUGAGUUCCUGAAACUUCAAUGAUGUUGUUUCUGGAUAGAACUCUGCAGUACACUCUGCAUCUAUAUUUCCCCCAGAAUGUAUUGUGAUCGUUUCGUAUUCAUAGCUCUGAAAAUUCCGAAAUCGGAAAUCCAAACACAUCGAUCGAAGUAGCUAAUGAACCAUGAUAUGCUAUAUCGAAGUACCUUUUCACAGAGAAAAUGAUGCACUUGAAACAAGCAAAGGAUCAAAGAAACUUAGC